This is a messenger RNA of Ictidomys tridecemlineatus (thirteen-lined ground squirrel), 1852 nucleotides long. RefSeq names its product TNF superfamily member 14 (gene Tnfsf14). Lineage: Eukaryota; Metazoa; Chordata; Mammalia; Rodentia; Sciuridae. Gene Ontology annotation, cellular component: membrane. The record is from RefSeq and is a predicted model, not a curated record. Gene Ontology annotation, molecular function: tumor necrosis factor receptor binding. Gene Ontology annotation, biological process: immune response.
CGCCUUCUGCAGCCUGCGGAGCCCAGGCUGUUGGGCAAUUGUGGUUUCCUCUGAGCCGAAGCCGCUCAGCGCGGGCCCUACCGGGCAUCCUGGGCCUCGUCUGAUUGGACAUGGAGGAGACAGUCGUGCGGCCCUCUGUAUUUGUGGUGGAUGGACAAACAGACAUCCCAUUCAGGAGGCUGGGGCCGAGCCACAGGAGACAGUGCUGCAGCCCUGCGCGGCUCAGCCUGGCUCUCCUGCUGCUGCUGCUGGGCGCCGGGCUGGCCGUCCAGGGCUGGUUCCUGCUGCAGCUUCACUGGCGCCUGGGGGAAGUGGUCACCCGCCUGCCGGACCCAGACGCAGGCUCCAGGGAGAAGCUGAGGCAAGAGCAGAGAUCCCCCCAGGCCAACCCAGCAGCGCACCUCACAGGGGCCAAUGCCAGCUUGGUGGGCAGUGGGGGCCCGCUGCUGUGGGAGACGCAGCUGGGCCUGGCCUUCCUGAGGGGCCUCAACUACAGCAACGGGGCCCUGGUGACCACCGAGGCUGGCUACUACUAUGUCUACUCCAAAGUGCAGCUGGGUGGCAUCGGCUGUCCCCAGGGCCCCACUGGUGGCCUUCCCAUCACCCACGGACUCUACAAACGCACCCCUCGCUACCCCAAGGAGCUGGAGCUGCUGGUCAGCAGGCGGUCCCCCUGUGGGCGGGCCAACAGCUUCCGCCUCUGGUGGGACAGCAGCUUCCUGGGUGGCGUGGUGCACCUGGACGCCGGGGAGGAGGUGGUGGUCCGAGUGCCCGAGGAGCGCCUGAUCCGGCUCCGUGAUGGCACCCGCUCCUAUUUCGGAGCCUUCAUGGUGUGAAAGAGUGGACGGACUGGGGACCCCACCCGCAAGGACGUCCACGCGGGCCACAGGGGACCAGAAACCCAGCAGGCAGAGACCCCGGAGGACCCCCGGAGGGGGGGGUUCAGCGGACGCCACUGGGAGGCGGAAGACCCACAGGCCCUGGGAAGACCCCCGCAGACUGCGGAGCUGCCUGGGACACAGACAGACAGACUGGACGCGGGGUCCCAGGCCUUGCGGGCUGCACGGAUUUGCCUGAUAUUCAGGAAGAGGGGAUGCGGGUAUUUAUACUUUGGAUCAGGGAGAAGGUGGCGUAAAGGCUCCCGGGAUUGGCUGGGGACGCGCGUGGGCAGAGGAUUGAUCACAGGACUUUCCACGUGGAGAACUCAGCCCUGCUCCGCCCGAAGUCACAGUCACAGUCACAGUCAGGUCACACACUCUGGGCUCGCCCACAGAUUUCCAGCGUUGCCAGUUACCAUGGUUUCCGGCCCCACCACAGGGUGUUUCCAGUUACCAGGUAGCACCAGCGGCUGGCUGGUCCCCCGACAAGGACACUGUCACGGGGACCAAGCAUGCAGCCAGCACUCAGGGACGCUUGCUGAUUAAAAGAAAGGAUGACGGGGUAGUCACUGCUCUGGCCUCAUGCGGAGUCCUGCUCACGGCUCCGCCACCUCCGUGGUGCCACUCCCAACUACAGACUCACACAAGCGCCCGAUCCACGCACAACUGCACCAUCCCACCAAGACCAGUCGCCACCGUCCUGAUGCUGCGUGACACACACAUGUGAUGCCAGCAUGCGACACCCACAGCCGCCCGCACCGGUGUCACCGUCACAUGUGAGUGUUCAUGGCAUGCGACACCCACCCGCCACAUUGGGGUGAGACCUGGUUCCUCACGGUGACAGACCCCACACCACACACACACAGCCUGAGGUUCCUGCCCAGCCCAGGUUCACAUCCCGGGCUUAGCAGGAGACCUCGCAGGGAGUCCUCUGCCCCUUGACCACGGUCCUCGAAAUAAAUGGCAGAACUGCA